AGAGCUCAACGAGGGUGGGAGGGGGUUAGGGUCGGCAACGCGCAUGUAACUCCUCUGGAGUUGCAGGCGUACAUAGGCUACGGAUACUGCUUACCAUCAGGCAGGCCGUAUGCUUGUUUGCCACCGACGUAGUAUAAAAAAAAAAAAAAAAAAAAAGGCGUGAACAAUCUGCGAAAUCGACGCGAAGGCCCUCCAUACUCGCGUUCGCGGCUUCGCACCUCGAUUCGCGCACGAGUGUGGAGGGCCCUUAAUAUUUGACAAAAUUCGAUUUUACAAACGCUGCGUUCAGCACAGAUGCAGCAUGAGCAUAUGCAACGCCCAAUAUUACGGUUAUGCAAGGGCUCUGGCAACAGUUUUUAAAUAAAUAGAGUCAAGUAAUAAACAAUUAUUAAAAAAUAAACUCAAUAAAGUAGGGUUUUACUUUUUUUUUUUUUCCCUGGCUUUCCCCUCUUGUGUUUUGGCAGGAGGGAUUUUGCCAAUGACGACGUUUUAGACGUGCAACGCACGAUAAAGCAUGUUCGGUGUAUGAUAAAUUUUGGUUUGGUAAAAGGACUUAUGGUAGGUACCUAAAACAAAAAACAUUUAUUGUUAUGGACAUCACAGACAACACAGGACAUGUACAGUUUAUUAGAAAAAGAGCGGGAAAGGUAACAGUUUUGACAAUUAGAAGGCAUACCAACAUAAGGAGAGAUAAGAAAUGGACAAUAGACAUAAGAUGAUUUUACUAGAAAAUGUAGAGCCGUUAAAGUUUUAUAUUAUUUUCUUGUAUGUGUUUAAGAAGAAUUCCAGUGUUCCCACACUUUAUUCGUUUAACACAUGCGCACAAUAUAAUUUUGAUCACACUUUAUUUUUGACAUCCUACUGACAUUGACACUGCUCGUUUUGAUUGACACUAUGCAUAACUUUGAAAUUUAAUUUUUAAUUUAAUAAUUGCCCGGUUAUCCUUUAUUCAUUGUUGUAUUUGUAUAUUUGUGUUUCGUUCUUCAUUGGAUUAAACGCCGUAUACCCAACCCAAUAGUCCUUGUAUUAAAACUUCAUUGGACUUUGCAACAACAGAUUGACGGUAUCGCAAAUUUCUACUGCAUUGCGGUGUGCGGACUUAGUCAAUGGAGAGUUUGUUUUAAAUAUGCAUGUAAUAAGAAAAGGUUAAGUCUCUGGAUUUACACUUCAUAAUGAACAAUUUGUAUCAUCUGUGGGUUUGGAUUUUAGCCCAGCUGUAUAAGUUUGUUAAAAGAAGGCUAAUUUUUAUUGGUUUUGGAUCAUUAACAAUUACACUAUUAACCAUGUUAUUGAAAUGGAGCUUCACAUGUUCUACUAUUCAGCCAGAAAAAUAUGUGAAAAAUAUUUGCACUGAUUACCAAAGUGGCUCCUCCAUCGGAAAGCUCUGUGAUGAACUUUGUAAUGACGGGAUAUCCUCCAUUUCCUGCCACAAUUUCCACACAAGCAAGGAGGCAGUGUUCUCAGGUAUCCAUGGCAACCACAGUGUGGUGUUCAAGUUGCCUAGAAAAAUAUCAAACCAUGAAGUGCUGCACUGGUUAGACGACUCAAGUAAAAAGAUUUAUCCUUCCGAAGUAGACUUUACAAAUAUGAUUAUAACAAAUGUAAAACUGAAAUUCAAUAUUUUCUUAAACCAUAUUGAUGCUAAGAGAAUGUCAUAUAUCAAUUAUUCAUUGAAUCCCCAUGAUAGGGAAAUUGAAAUGGAAAAUGUAUGGAAUUUAUUGCAAGACAAUGAGUAUCUUGCUUUGUUGUUGUAUGAAAAAUUUGAUAUUUUCCCUCACUUAGAGGGAUCAUGUGGCUCACUGUACGCUGUCCAGAAACUGAACACAAUAUCAAGGUACUGGCAUCUGAUAACACUUUAUGAUAGCAAGAGUGAGUGGGUGAAGAGAGUCAAGCUAUCAGUGAUGAUACUAGAUUUCUUGUUGCGUUUAGAUCAUGCUCAGCCAGAGCCACUUCAUGUCUGUGAUAUAAAGAUGGACUAUUUCGGAGUCACAAAUGAUUUCAAGAAAAUCAAAUAUCUUGAUCUCGACUCUGUUCACCCUCUUAGUGUAACAAAUAAGCUUACUGCUGACGGGUCAGAUUGCAAGCAACACAGUGAUUGUGAUUUUAAAGACUGCCGAUCUUUUUGUAACCUGAUGACGUUUAAAUGUCAACAUGGCGUGGCUAACAAUAACCUGCAGAUUGUGUGUGAGAAGAUAUUUUUGGGCUGGGUGUUGUCUGGGCGGGUGAUGGUGCCAGGGCUACUGCUUGGGCCGCGUUCUCCUCGCGUUCUUAUCGACGUGCUGGAGCUCUGCGCUAACCCUGACGUUGAAGCGGGCACACCAAGAGCACCAGCUUCAAAAGAAAUUAGGAACAGACUUCACAAACUCCUCUCUCAUUUAUCUUUAUCUUAAGAAAUGAAAUGCUCUGUGAUAACUAAUUACCUUAGAUAUGUUUAUGUAGGUGUUAACAUUUUCUAGUCACAAUUUUUAAAGUUACUUAUUGUUUAAGUAGUUUUUAACAGUUGCAAUACUUGGAGUGACAAUAAAGUUGCACCAAAUUGUGAUAGUUAGGUUUAUAAUUUCUUCACUUUUUAAAUGUAGAUAAAAUGCUCACUCUUACCAGGGAUAUAAUAACAAAUCGUGUUUAAUCUCCAGUAAAAACUUAUCUACUAAGUUUUAGGAUUCAUUAGUAAGUAGUAAAAAUUUAAUAAAAAUUCUCAUGUGCCUUUAAAUGAGAUUUAAAAAAGUUGUUACAUUUAGUCAAUUCUAAUCUAAUGUUUCCCGUACAACAUACUUCUAAAAUUAACCUGAUUGCCAACAAUAGUUCUUCCGUAAACAAUAAAACAUUCAACUAGUUGUAAUUGUUUAAAAAGAAAUCGCACACGAGGUCCGUAGGAUCGGGAUCUGGGUUAUAACCGCGAAAAUCGAAGUUCGCAAAUUCCGGGCAUCUUUCUCUGUAACUCUAAUUACGCUUUCAUUGGAGUAAAAGAGAAAGAUCCCCCAAUUUGCGAAUUUCGAUUUUCGCGGUACGCCCCCUGAGCAAGUACGGUGUGCGCUGCGCCCAUAUCCACAUCAAGUGCGACUAAAUAGACUAGUCGAAUUAGUGCAAGGGCUUAUACGGCAAGCGCGGGGAAUCUCGCUUCCUCGGCCCUCGUGCGCGAACUACAGGUAUCGCUCAGUGGAUUAUAUAUUGUGCACUAUUUAAAUGUAGAUAAAAAUACUCACUCUUAACCAGGAAUCUAAUACUACUAGUGUUUAAUCUCCAGUAAAAAAGUUAUCAACCAUGUAAUGCUGUUAUAUGAACAUCAGAUUUAAUAAAAGUAUAACGACGGGUGAUGUAAGAGGAAAGGGGAAGACUGCUUCUCCAUACGAACACAGUUCCCCUUUUCAUCUUUGGAUAUUAACAUUAUAGAAAGUAUGUUUAUAAUACAAAAUUUGAUUUAUUUUGACACAGCUAAAUGAUUAUCGGACGUUUGACUUUUUGUUUAUUAUAAGAGUUAUAGGAACGAAAAAAAAUCCAUACAAAUCUUUAUAUGCUCCUAUCUUUUGCAAACAUUCCAAAUUUGAAAAAUAUAUAAAAUUGAGUCAAAAUAUUUGAGUACUACGUUUGUAUGGAAAGGUGGUUAGGGGGCGGUCGUCCACUUUCGUCAUAGGUACAUAACGAAGUAACAAGGUUUAAGUCAUGUGAUGAACCCUGACAGUUUUUGUAGAGUUUAACACUAUUAUUAAUUUACUUCCUGAUUUUCUUAAAAUUCCAAGGCAAUUGCCUUGCUUACAGGGCCGGAUUUAAGGGAGGGCAACCGGGGCUACAGCCCGGGGCCUCCACAAAAGAGGGGCCCCCACAAUAGAGACAUCGGAAAAUUUACCAUUUUAUUUGGAAAAUAAUUUGAUGCCAGGGGGCCUCCACUCCUUUAUUGCCCGAGGUCUCCAGACCUCUAAAUCCGGCAUUGCUUGCUUAGAUUGGUUCUAGUCUUUCUUAGAUUAAUGAAUUAGGGCACAAUUAAUUUAUAUAUUUACUUAGGUAUUUAAAAAAUCGAGUUACACUGCCGCCUGUAGCAUAAGUGCAAUAACUCAUUUUGAAAUAUCAUUCAAUCGUUUACCUUGUUAUCUUGCGAUAUGUUAUAACUAGUUAUAAGGUGUAUUGGGGUAGCUUAGAAAGCGGGCUAAUUUUAUAAAUGGCAAUUAGUUCGAAAGCGGGAUGAUUAUGAAAUUGGCAAAUACUUCGAAAGCGGGGUUAUUUUGAAAAUGGCGUAUUCUUCUAAAGCGGGGUAAUUUUGAAAAUGGCAAAUACUUUGAAAGCGGGGUAAAUUUGUAAAUGGCGUAUUCUUCUAAAGCGGGGUAAUUUUGAGAUGGAAAAUACUUCGAAAGCGGGGUAAUUUUGAAAUGGCACAAACUUCUAAAGCGGGGUAAGUUUGAAAAUGGCAAAUACAUGAUAUAAAAUCCUACUUUAGCAACACUGAUUACGCUAGUGCAACCUGCAAUGCAACGCUUACCAAGGCAUGUUGCUUACUUUUUUUUUAUACAGGCGGCAAACGAGCAGACGGAUCACCUGAUGGUAAGCGAUUACCGUCGCCCAUGGACACCUGCAACACCAGAGGGGUUGUAAGUGCGUUGCCGGAUUUAAGAUGGGAGUACGCUCUUUUCUUGAAGGUUUGGUGUUGCUACAGUGGAAAGUGGGAUCUAGUAGUCUGUAAAUAUUUGCCUUUCAAAGUUUUCCAAAGCGCUGGUGAUCUAGCGGUAAGAGCGUGCGAGUUGCAAUCCGAAGGUCGCGGGUUCAGCCCCGUCUCGUACCAAUGAGUUUUUCGGAAAUGAAUAUGUACGAAAUAUCAUUUGAUAUUUACCAGGUCGCUUUUCGGUGAACGAAAACAUCGUGAAGAAACCGGACUAAUCCCAAAAAGGCCUAGUUUACACUCUGGGAAGAUCAAAUGGCAGUCGCUUUCGUAAAAUCUAGUGCCUACGCUAAUUCUCGAGAUUAUUUGCCAUUUUGCUAGGCUCCCAGGAGAGGAGCCGUGGUAAAUUAAAAUGCCGGGACAACGCGAGGAAGAUGAUGCCAUUUUCAAAGUUACCACAAUGAAUCUUGCAUUUGGAGGUGAUUUCAAAGUGAGUUAUUGCUCUAAUGCUUAGGGCGGCUGUACAGUCAUAUCAUUAAGUCUCAGGGAUCUUAUAAAUGUAAGGUCUAGUUACAACACAACAGUGUUUGUAUUGGGUAUUUGAAUAAACGCCCAAUCGGCAAAAUGGAACAUAA
Molecule: messenger RNA, 5223 nt
Organism: Cydia pomonella (codling moth)
Lineage: Eukaryota; Metazoa; Arthropoda; Insecta; Lepidoptera; Tortricidae
Gene: aln
Product: divergent protein kinase domain 1C
Exons: 3
Coding region: 1173-2390 (405 amino acids)
Source: RefSeq, a predicted model, not a curated record